Molecule: messenger RNA, 1431 nt
Organism: Cylicocyclus nassatus
Lineage: Eukaryota; Metazoa; Nematoda; Chromadorea; Rhabditida; Strongylidae
Source: the annotation of a GenBank genome assembly
AUGAAGAAAGCGCCUGAGAAGGAGAAAACGAUAUUCAUGAAAGGAAUGAUCUAUGUUCUGCAUGAUUUCUCCUGGUGGACUUCAACACAUGGAGUGCCUCACAUAGGGCUCGCGAACGCUCGAUGGCUUAGAAUCUUCUGGAUAUUCGUUGUUCUAGCAUGCCUCGGUGGUUUCAUCUGGCAGCUUACAGUUCUCCUCAAAAAAUACCUUUCAUACAGUGUCAAUACUGAGACCGCGCUCCACUUUUCCGAACGAGUAUUUCCGACUGUCACAUUGUGCCAUCUGAACCCAUGGAAGAAGGAGGAAGUAAUGAAAGCCGAGCUGAAAAUGAAACGUUUGGUCGAGGCAUAUGAGAAUCUGGGAACAAAUAGCACUGAGUAUGGCUUUAGUGAUCGACUAGAUGGUGAUCGUCAACAAAGAGCAGCAGCUCUCACUCUUAUGAUGAGCGAGAGACUCCACAGCAAACCUAGUAGCUCAAAAAUAGCCUACAAUUAUGGAGACCUUGUGAUCAGCUGCACUUACAACGCCAAACUCUGCGAACUCACAGACUUUCGCAAUUUUUACGACUCCACUUACGGUGUUUGCCAGACGUUUAACUUCAAAGGCAAUUACACGUCGUCGAAAGCUGGUCCCCUGUUUGGUUUGAGAAUGGUAAUCCGCACAGAUCAAGCUAAAUAUCUCCCCUGGACGGAAACAGCUGGCAUGGUGAUAGCGAUCCAUGGAAAGGACGAGAUGCCAUACCCGGAUGUUCUCGGUUACUUCGCUCCACCAGGAACAGCCACGUCGAUCGGAGUUCGAUUCGUUAGCACUGAAAGGUUGCCAAACCCAUACGGAACAUGCACUACUCAGACAAUGCUGGACGAAAAGCAUUACAAAGGACCAUAUGAGGUGGAGUCAUGCUUUCGGAACUGCUUGCAGGAAAAAAUCAUUAAAAACUGUGGUUGUUAUGAUCCAGAAUAUCCACAUGCCAAUGGUAGCACCAUAUUGAGUUGUGACAAUACGAAUGACACACUCUCAAGAUUGGACUGCAUCGAGCGCAUUUCGAAUGCUGACUCCUCGGUCUUCGACAUCAUCAAGGAAUGUAAUUGUCCACAACCAUGCAGGGUCGAAUCAUACGCCGCAACCGUUUCUACAGCGAAAUGGCCAUCGAAAUCUUUCAAACUCGUCAAUCUGGUCUCGGAUAUAGGAGGACAGGUCGGUCUCUUCUUGGGAAUGAGCAUCAUCUCGCUGCUAGAAUUUGCGACUCUUAUUUUACUGCUCUGCUGUUACUGCGCCACACACAAAAGCAGGAAAAGAGACAUCGAAGAGAUUGAAAAUCGCAGCAAACUGUCGACGGAGGCUGAGAGAAACAGGAAAGCAGCCAAUAAACGGAAGGGGAUUUAUGGAGAGAGCGACGUUACCCUUCCUCCUCCAGUCAUCUCUGCGAAUUGA